This is a messenger RNA of Triticum dicoccoides, 1793 nucleotides long. RefSeq lists its product as uncharacterized. Gene Ontology annotation, cellular component: endoplasmic reticulum tubular network. Lineage: Eukaryota; Viridiplantae; Streptophyta; Magnoliopsida; Poales; Poaceae. The transcript is spliced from 5 exons. Gene Ontology annotation, biological process: endoplasmic reticulum tubular network organization. Bases 155 to 1336 code for a protein of 393 amino acids. The record is from RefSeq and is a predicted model, not a curated record.
CCACCCCCACCUGGACGCCGAAUCACCAAAAAGUAGUGCUGGGAGUUCUCUCGAGAGCCAGCAAGGAGGCAGCGCGGAGGCCAGGCCACCGUCGCGUGGCGUCCCACCACCACCCCAUCGGAUCCCGCGGCGCGCAGAUCCGCGAGCCCCGGCAAUGGCUUCCACGCCGGCGGACGGAGCAGGCGAGCCGGUGGAGGCCAAGGGCAAGGGGAAGGAGGAGGGGGAGAAGAAGAAGGCGGGAGGAGGGGUGCUGGGGAGGAUGUGGCGCGGCCUCUUCGGCGGCCGCGAGGACUACGAGAAGCGCCUGCAGUACCUGUCCAAGGAGGAGGCCGCCGUGCACGCGCGGAUGCGCCGCCGGACCCAGUUCUCCCGCCGCACCGUCCGCAACAUCAUCGUCCUCUCCGUCAUCGCCGAGGCUGUGGCUGUUGGUUAUGCUAUCAUGAUGACAAGAGACGAAGAUCUCACUUGGCAAAUGAGGGCAAUUCGAGUGCUGCCUAUGUUUGUUUUGCCUGCCAUAUGGUCUGUGGUAUAUUCAGCAGUCGUAAACUUCACAAGGAUGCUUGAACGGAAAGAUGAGAAAACACUUGAAAAGUUGAGAGCUGAAAGGAAAGCCAAGAUUGAUGAACUGAAAGAACGGACGAAUUAUUACCUUACCCAACAACUUAUCCAGAAAUAUGAUCUUGAUCCAGCUGCAAAAGCUGCUGCAGCUUCGGUUUUGGCAUCUAAGCUGGGGGCGGAUUCUGGCUUAAGAGUACAUCUUGGGGAAGAACCAAAUUCUGAUGCAGCAGUGGUUAUGAGCAACAAUGCUGAGAUAUUGCCAUCAGAUGGGCUGAGAAACAGGAAGCAACCCAAUGCAAGAGGCAGCAGGACUGGUAGCACUACAGCUGCUCAUACUUCGGCACAAGGUGCUGAAUCUAGCCCAGCUCUUAAUGCUGGCCUGGAAAACGUACAGCUUACAAGGGCUGUAGAACAUUAUCAAGGCUCUGGGGCAAGUGAUGGUGGAUGGAUUGCAAAAAUCGCUGCCUUACUUGUUGGGGAGGACCCGUCACAGUCGUACGCUUUGAUCUGCGGCAAUUGCCAUAUGCAUAAUGGCUUGGCCCGGAAGGAAGAUUACCCACACAUCACAUACUAUUGCCCACAUUGUCAUGCUCUAAACACAUCAAAGAACUCGAUGGGGCAAUACUCAGGCUCCAACUCAGGCCCAUCGACCCCAGUUGCUCCUGCUGAUGUGAUAUCUGCUGCCAGCUCAGUAGUAGAGAGUGAAUUGAUUAACUUGGCUACAGUGCAGGAGUUGCCAAAGGAAGAACACGCGGAGAAGGAAGUGGAGGCAAGUUGAAGCGGUCUGUACUAUUACUGUUGAUCUUUGUGAGAUUAGUUCAUAUCGCCGUGUUUGAACUGGUUUGAGCCGCAUAUGUAGCACUGUUGUAAAAUUGGAAAUAGAUGACCUAUAUGAUCCACAGCAAAACCAGUACAAUAAUUGUUUAGCCAGUUUGUCCAUGGACACUUGAGGGGACGAAUUUUGUUGGCAAUGGGGACUGCCGGAGAGGAGAAUGGCAACGUGCUGCCUGGCAAGUCGAGGUUGGAAAGCUAUGAGGUGGAGGCGAACAGAUGAGAUCAGUCGGGUGACGUUGCAACAUGGCGGUGGUGUAAAAACAUAGAUAUGAUCGACGCUUCUAUUUUACCCAUAUUUGUGUGGCAGUUGCUCCAUUGGAGAUGCGGAAUUUUUGACAUUGUUUGGACAUUUACGGUCACAGCUUCAUUUUGUAAUCUUGAUAGCGUUAUGUUUCGCUGAC